Molecule: messenger RNA, 345 nt
Organism: Fonsecaea monophora
Lineage: Eukaryota; Fungi; Ascomycota; Eurotiomycetes; Chaetothyriales; Herpotrichiellaceae
Exons: 1
Coding region: 1-345 (114 amino acids)
Source: RefSeq, a predicted model, not a curated record
AUGGAUGAUGAACUUCCGGAAGGAGUAGAGGAUCUGGCAUUCGGCGUACUCGAAGGAGUGGAUCCGAAAAAAAUUGGUGAAGAGGUAGUUGAGGCCGAAGAUGGUGUUGAGGCUGAAGGAUUCGAAGUUGAGAUGAACGGUGCGGACGUAGUCGAAGUUGAAGACGAAUCUGAAAGUCCUGAACUUUCGCUUGAUGUCGCGUCAUUUGAGCUUGCGGUAUAUUGCGCAAUGGUACUCGAAGAAGCCGCAUCCGGAGACGAAGUUCCCGCCGUAGAGACCGCGGACCCAGCUGCUGCUGAGACAGCCGAAGCAGCGGAAGACAGAAGUGAGUUGACUUCUGUGUAG